Molecule: messenger RNA, 873 nt
Organism: Drosophila kikkawai
Lineage: Eukaryota; Metazoa; Arthropoda; Insecta; Diptera; Drosophilidae
Product: GRB10-interacting GYF protein 2
Source: RefSeq, a predicted model, not a curated record
AUGAAGUUCAUCUACGGCGCUCUGCUGGUGCUGGGCACAGCGAUUUUUGCCCAAGCGGGUGUGGCUCGCUCAAAUGAGGAGCCCAGCGAGGAACCCAUCCAAACCAAGUUCCAGCUCUUUAAGCAGCCCGUGCAGAUCGAGGCUCGCAAUCUGCAGGCAUUGAUGGCUUUGAAGCAGCCUGCAUGCCCGCCACCCACCACGACCGCAACCGUAAGCCCCGCUCCAACCGCGACGACCACCACCAGUGGACCCACUACACCCAGUACAACUACUGGUUCUACGACUACUACCCCUACCACCACUACCACCGCCGCUCGUAGUCCCACCCCCGCAGCCAGACUAUUGAACAACAUAAACAAUCAGCUGUUGGACGACAGUGACGACGACGAGUACGAUGAGGUGGCAGAGGAGAAGUAUCUGAGGGGUCAGGACAACGAGGACGACGAUCAGGAGGACGACGAUGAGGAGGAGGAGGACAACAGCCUCGAUCUGGUGGUGGCCGGCAAGCGGGCCCAAUCCUCAGCCGGCUUGCGUCGGCGCCCCAACCAGGCCACCGGCUCCCGCGCCAACGGUGAUCUGACUGCCGCUGAACUGAAGCAGGAGCUCGAGAUUCGCCGCCAAAAGGAUUUGAACGAUCAGCUCCGCAGGCAGCUCGAUGAUGUCCGCAACGCUGCCAGGCGUAACCGCCGACGUGCUAGCCAGAACCGUCGCCGCCAGCGCCGUCGCAACCUGCAGAGGCGUCGCCGUUUGAUCAACCGUUCCCGCAGGAACCGCGCCCGCCAGGCCCGUCGUAGCCGCAAUACCCGCCGCCGCCUGCGCCGCAACAACCAAAUUGUCCGCCAGCGCCUGCGUCGUCGUCGCCGUCGCAACUAG